GAGAGAGAGGCAGUAGGCAGCACAAUAUGCGGCUGGCCCCCGCGCGUUCCAACAAAUUCGCGAGCUUUCGCGAACACUCUCAAUCUCUCUCUCUCUCUGUGUACGGCAAAAGCUUUCACUUUAUUUAUGAAACCCAGAAGAUAAACUCAAACUCAAACUCAAAACUCAAACCCAAAAACAAAAAUAAAAACAAAAGCUAAAUAAAUUGAAGUCCCAGCCUUUGUCAUAUUCCCACGCAAAGCUCUUAUCUUUCCAUUCUACUCUUCACCAUUGCAUUCAUUUCCUAACUAUGGCCUCAACCUCAACAACGGCGUCGUUUUCGGGGCUCAGUCUGUGUCGGACCAACUGUGGCAGCAAUAAUAUAAAUACUCUGUUGGCUCAUCCACCGCGUCUUUCCCUCCCCCUCACAUCCAAAUCCAAAUCUGCAAAGCCCUUUAACUCGCUUCAACUCAACCGAAACGCUGCCUUUCCAAAUGGGUUUCGCAGAUUUCGCUCUCCACGCACACUCGUUGUUCGCUGCGAUGCUUCAUCUGGAACUGGAAGGAUAACCCAACAAGAAUUUACCGACAUGGCAUGGCAAGGGAUUGUUUCGUCGCCAGAAGUGGCAAAAGAGAACAAGCAUCAGAUAGUGGAGACAGAGCAUUUGAUGAAGUCCCUCUUGGAGCAGAAGAAUGGGCUCGCUCGCCGGAUUUUCUCCAAGGUUGGAGUUGACAAUACCAAACUUCUAGAAGCUACUGAUAAGUUCAUCCAACGCCAACCAAAGGUUCUUGGUGAAUCAGCUGGUUCAAUGUUAGGACGUGAUUUGGAAGCCUUGAUUCAGCGAGCCAGGGAAUUCAAGAAAGAGUAUGGGGAUUCAUUUGUGUCUGUUGAGCAUUUGGUUCUUGGUUUCAUACAAGAUCAACGAUUCGGGAAGCAAUUAUUUAGAGAUUUUCAAAUAUCACAGCAAACUUUGAAAUCUGCAAUAGAAGCCAUAAGGGGACGCCAAUCAGUUAUUGACCAAGAUCCUGAAGGGAAGUAUGAAGCACUUGAAAAAUAUGGAAAAGAUUUGACAGCCAUGGCAAAAGCAGGAAAGCUUGACCCAGUAAUAGGAAGAGAUGAUGAAAUACGCAGGUGCAUCCAGAUUCUCUCCAGGAGAACAAAGAACAAUCCUGUUCUAAUUGGUGAGCCUGGUGUAGGGAAAACUGCAAUUUCUGAAGGGCUUGCUCAAAGAAUUGUGCAAGGAGAUGUGCCUCAAGCUCUAAUGAAUCGUAAGCUAAUAUCACUUGACAUGGGUGCACUCAUUGCUGGGGCAAAAUAUCGGGGAGAAUUUGAGGAUAGGCUAAAGGCUGUACUCAAGGAAGUUACAGAUUCAGAUGGCCAAAUUAUCCUCUUCAUUGAUGAGAUCCAUACAGUUGUUGGAGCAGGUGCUACGAAUGGCGCAAUGGAUGCAGGCAAUCUCUUGAAGCCCAUGCUUGGUCGGGGAGAGUUGCGUUGUAUUGGUGCAACAACUCUGGAUGAAUAUCGGAAAUAUAUUGAGAAAGAUCCAGCAUUGGAGCGCCGUUUUCAGCAAGUUUAUGUUGAUCAACCUUCAGUGGAAGACACCAUUUCUAUACUGCGGGGUCUGCGUGAAAGAUAUGAGCUGCAUCAUGGAGUCCGCAUUUCUGAUGGUGCACUUGUGGAAGCUGCUAUUCUUUCAGACCGUUACAUCAGUGGCCGAUUUUUACCUGACAAAGCUAUUGACCUGGUUGAUGAAGCUGCUGCCAAACUGAAAAUGGAAAUUACCUCUAAACCAACUGCCCUUGAUGAGAUCAAUCGUUCGGUAUUGAAGCUGGAGAUGGAGAGGCUCUCUCUUACAAAUGACACAGAUAAAGCUUCUAAAGAUAGGUUGCACCGGCUUGAGGCUGAGUUGACUCUCCUCAAGGAGAAACAAGCCCAGUUUACUGAGCAGUGGGAGCAUGAGAAGUCUGUCAUGACCCGCAUUCAGUCAAUGAAAGAAGAGAUUGACAGAGUAAAUCUCGAGAUCCAGCAGGCUGAACGGGAGUACGAUCUUAAUCGUGCAGCUGAACUGAAGUAUGGGAGCCUCAACUCUUUGCAACGACAACUUGGAAGUGCAGAAAAAGAGUUGGAUGAGUAUAUAAAAUCUGGAAAGUCCAUGCUGAGAGAGGAGGUUACAGGAAGUGAUAUUGCUGAAAUUGUCAGUAAAUGGACAGGUAUCCCUGUUUCCAAGCUUCAACAAUCAGAGAGGGAGAAGCUAUUACAUUUGGAGGAAGAACUGCAUAAACGUGUUGUGGGUCAAGAUCCUGCGGUGAAAUCAGUAGCUGAGGCUAUUCAGCGAUCUCGAGCUGGUCUUUCUGAUCCUCACCGUCCAAUUGCCAGUUUCAUGUUUAUGGGUCCCACUGGUGUUGGGAAGACAGAGCUAGCCAAGGCGCUUGCUUCCUACAUGUUUAACACAGAAGAAGCUCUUGUACGAAUUGAUAUGAGUGAAUACAUGGAAAAGCAUGCAGUUUCAAGAUUGAUUGGAGCCCCACCUGGUUAUGUGGGGUAUGAGGAAGGAGGACAGCUGACAGAGAUAGUUCGCAGGAGGCCGUAUGCAGUCAUUCUCUUUGACGAGAUAGAGAAGGCACAUUCUGAUGUGUUCAAUGUGUUCCUUCAGAUUUUAGAUGAUGGGAGAGUAACUGAUUCCCAAGGUCGCACUGUGAGUUUUACAAACACUGUCAUCAUUAUGACUUCAAAUGUGGGUUCACAGUACAUACUCAAUACAGAUGAUGAAAACUCACCCAAGGAAUUGGCAUAUGAAACUAUUAAGCAACGGGUAAUGGAAGCUGCAAGAUCAAUCUUUCGGCCGGAGUUUAUGAACAGGGUUGAUGAGUACAUAGUUUUCCAGCCUCUGGACCGCGAUCAGAUAAAGAGCAUCGUCAUGUUACAGUUGGUACGAGUGCAAAGAAGGAUUGCAGACAGGAAGAUGAAAAUACAAGUAACAGACGCAGCUGUUGAGCUCCUUGGAAGUCUUGGUUAUGACCCGAACUAUGGUGCCAGGCCAGUUAAGCGAGUGAUUCAGCAGAAUGUUGAGAACGAACUUGCUAAGGGCAUCUUGAGAGGCGAGUUUAAGGAGGAAGACACAAUAUUAAUAGAUACAGAAGUUACAGCAUUUUCCAAUGGCCAACUUCCCCAACAAAAGUUGGUCUUCAGGAGGCUUGAAACUGAUUCAGAAAAUACAGUUGCAGAUGGCAAAGAAGCCUUUUCACCUACUCUCUAAGUCUCUCGUGCUUAUUAAUUUCACUAUACAUUAGGUUCUUUACACAAAUUUUGGCGAAGAAUGUAAUAUAGUACCUGAUAAAAUUGUCCUCUUGUAUAUUUCUUGUUGUUUUCAUAUAAAAUUACAAUCUUUGAAAUUCGAGUCA
Molecule: messenger RNA, 3380 nt
Organism: Quercus lobata
Lineage: Eukaryota; Viridiplantae; Streptophyta; Magnoliopsida; Fagales; Fagaceae
Gene: CLPB3
Product: casein lytic proteinase B3
Exons: 10
Coding region: 290-3235 (981 amino acids)
Biological process (GO): protein refolding; cellular response to heat
Cellular component (GO): cytoplasm
Molecular function (GO): ATP hydrolysis activity; ATP binding
Source: RefSeq, a predicted model, not a curated record